This is a messenger RNA of Neocloeon triangulifer, 2612 nucleotides long. Its product is annotated as rRNA N6-adenosine-methyltransferase ZCCHC4. The record is from RefSeq and is a predicted model, not a curated record. Gene Ontology annotation, cellular component: cytoplasm; nucleolus. The coding region runs from base 680 to 1990 and encodes 436 amino acids. Lineage: Eukaryota; Metazoa; Arthropoda; Insecta; Ephemeroptera; Baetidae. Gene Ontology annotation, biological process: rRNA methylation. The transcript is spliced from 11 exons. Gene Ontology annotation, molecular function: rRNA (adenine-N6-)-methyltransferase activity.
CUGUUCUGCUUUGCUUUGCAGCAGCACCCUCAUCCAUCCAUCCUGCCCGCUCUUCCUUAUCUUCCGUUUCCCGCGCGUUCUAUAAAGACAGACAGACAUUUCCCUGCAGUGCUGCAUGCAAGAGAGGGUGCAAGUGCGCCAAAAAAGUGGGAGUGACCCUUCUCUCAUGUCAUCCUGCGGUUUGAUGCGACCAGACAGGCACGAGAGACGUCCGUCUUAUGCAAAUUUUAGGACCUUAACGCGAUUUCGGUUGGAGUGUUUCCCAUAAUCCCUAUCGGAAUUCGCUAUUGUGAGUGUUACAAGGACGUUCACUCGACAAGACGGCUCGUAAAACGCUCAAAGACGACAUCAAUGGACUCAUAAGAAGGAUGGGCAAUUCUACGAAGGCAACAGUUUCAUGUUUCGGACCGAAAAUUUUUAAGAGAGACUUGAGGCCACGCAUCAACCAUCAGAUUGCGGUGUCAGAAGGGCAAUGGUGACACAGUUUCAUGCUUUGGACUGACGGACUUUAGGGGCCACACAUCAACCAUCAGAUUGCGCUCCACUCACUCCAGUGCCUCUCGGCAGUUUUCCUAACUAUGACGCACAUCCGCAUAAACAAAAAUAAACGCACGUGUAUCUAUUUUGAUCCGGUGAACAGGAUUAAUUUCCAGCCGCACGCUUAUGCAAACACGGAAAUAUGAAGACGGGUGAGAGUCACAAAGUGAUCCCUUGCGAUGACAACAACAGCCGCCCUCGAUGUCCUCAUGGACCAAUGUUGCUGUUUGAGAAAACGUGCGGCUCAAAAUCGACGAGGUUUUUCGCUUGUGCAGCUUUCAGGUCGCGAAACGAAUGCCAGUUUUAUCUACCAGCUGACCAAAAUAUUCCUAAAAAGAAAAUCUCCGAGCUCGAAGAGCGGUGCAAGACGUUUGUCAAAAUCUCAAUUUUGGAUAAGAAUCAAAGGCUCAAGAAUCUAACUAAAAAUAAUAAAGUAAAUUCAAACAUCUUCUGCCAUUCAUGCACUAAUUUGAUUACUUCCUCUGAAGUAAAUGUAGGUCAUAAAGGUCAUAAUAUUGAAGCAAGUGUUUCCUUAGAAAACCUCAAAAAGCCUACAAGGCUUUUGCGGUCACUGAAAGAGACAACCAAAGAGGCCCAAUACUUUUUCUCCGAGCAAAGCUCCAGAUUUAUCCUAUCAACCCUGAGCAGACUUGGAGCAAGAACUGUUAUUUCAAUCGGCACUCCAUCCCUCGUAGAGAAACUUGAACCAACCAAAAAUUUUUACUUGCUAGAUUUUGACUGGAGAUAUGGAGUUUUUUAUGGUGAACAGUUCAGCUGGUACAACAUGUUCAAUCACCACUUUUUGGAGACAGUCGAAGACUCAAAUGGUCUUGAAAGCAAGGCUAGAUUUGGGAGUUUCUUGAACAAUUUACCAAAGGAAGAGCCUGUUUGUAUUCUACUUGAUCCUCCUUUUGGUGGAAGGGUCGAGCCUAUUGUUUGGACGCUAAAGAAAUUGGUCUCUGAGAUUCGAGAAACGGGUUGCGUUGGAGAUGUGUACUUUCUCUGGGUGUUUCCCUACUUCAUGGAGCCAUACAUAGUUAACUCUCUUCCAGGAACCUCAAUGCUUGACUACAGGAUUGAUUACGUUGACCACAAAAUGUUUAAUUCUGCAAGCAGACGAGGAAGAAAAACUGGAUCUCCAGUAAGAAUAUUCACUAAUGCUCCUUUGCAUUUGAUUGUCCAUCCGGUGGAGGAGGGAUAUCAGUUUUGCAAAGAGUGCCAGAAGUAUGUUCACGAGAGCAACAAACACUGCAACUUCUGUGGCACCUGCCCUUCCAAGGCUGGUGGAACCUACAAGCACUGUGAUAAAUGUGAAAGGUGUGUUAAGCCUAAUUGGUUACACUGUGCGUCAUGUUCAAAAUGUGUAACCAAAACUCAUGAAUGCUUAUUGAAGAAAAGGAAGGAACCCGACGUGCUUUUCGCUAAGAAUCGAAAGAAACAGGCAAAAAAGUAACAAAUGUAAGGAAAAAGAAUUUAAAAAUUAAAUUUUGGGCAUUGUAGACUGAGAUUUUAUACAAAAUAUAUGUUAAACAAAAGUGUAAUGAGCAUAAAUUGCGUAAUUAAUAACUGACAAUUUCCAAAAUAAUCAAGCUGAUUACAAAAUCAGUUUCUUCGGUUGUUCCCAAGGGAAGAUGUCUCGACCAAAGUGGCCAUAAGCACUGGUCUGCUGGUAAAUCGCAUUCCUCAAAUUCAGUUCCCUAAGUAAAAAUCCAAUUAGAAUUAUUUUGGAUUAUCUUUUUUUAAUCAAAUACUUGACGAUCUUGCCAGGACGCAAAUCGAAGUUUUUCUUAACAAUAUUCAGCAGCUCCUCGGGAGUUUUGUCAGAGGUGCCGUAGUCGAAGACUGAAAUCGACAGAGGCUCGGCGACUCCAAUAGCAUAGGAAACCUUAAAUCAUUUGAAAUUUUAAUGUAACAUAUUUUCUGGAAAUAUUUAUGUACCUGCACAAGGCAGCGCUUGCAAAGCUUUGCCUUAAUCAGGGACUUGGCCACCCAUCUAGCAGCAUAGGCAGCAGACCUGUCCACUUUGGUAAAGUCCUUGCCGGAAAAGGCACCGCCACCGUGAGCUCCCCAGCCGC